UUGCUCUGGAAAAUCUUCAAAACUUGAUCAUGCUUCUUCUAGCCUAUUUUUUGAUUCUAAUUCUGGCUCUAGCAGUGUGAAAAAGGAACAGUUUCAUUCUCAUAAACACUCAUUUCAUAACAGUUUUUGCUCAAAUGAUUCAUUUGUUCCAAGCAACCUCAAGUCAUUUACCUACAAUGAACUGAAAAAUAUAACUAGGAACUUUCGAGCUGAUAGUCUUCUUGACGAAGGAGGUUUUGGUUACGUCUUCAAAGGAUGGAUAGAUGAGAUUACUUUUGCUCCUUGCAAACCAGGAAGUGGUAUGGUUGUUGCUGUCAAGAAACUUAAGCCCGGAAGCUUCCAAGGGCAUAGAGAAUGGCUUGAAGAGGUUAACUACUUAGGGCUGCUUUACCAUGAAAAUCUUGUGAGCUUAAUUGGAUAUUGCGCGGAGCUUGAUAACAGACUUCUUGUUUAUGAAGUCAUGUCAAAAGGAAGUUUGGAAAAUCAUUUAUUUAAAAAGGGAGUUCAGAUUAUACCUUGGGCUACACGAAUGUGUAUUGCAGUACAUGUUGCACGAGGCUUGUCUUUCUUACACGGUCUUGAAGCAAAUGUUAUUUACUGCGAUCUCAACGCAUCAAACAUCCUACUUGAUUCAGAUUUCAAUGCCAAGCUAUCGGCUUUUGGUCUGGCAAGAGAUGGUCCUAGUGGAGGCAGAACUCAUUUCUCGACCAGAGUUGUUGGUACUACUGGUUAUGCUGCACCAGAAUAUCUUGCAUCAGGUCACUUCACACCAAAGACUGAUGUUUACAGCUUUGGAGUUGUUCUACUAGAGUUGCUAUCCGGAAAACGAUCAACGGGUGCUGAAAAUGCAGGAGGUGCUGAUGAGAAAUUGGUGGAAUGGGCAAAACCAUUCAUAAGUGAUAGUAGGAGAGUGUUGAGAAUAAUGGACACAAGGUUGGGAGGACAGUACUCAAAGAAAGGUGCACAAGCUGCAGCUUCCCUUGUCCUGAGGUGCCUCGACGUCGAUCCGAAACUUAGGCCAACCAUGGAUGAGGUUCUAGCUACACUAGAACUUGUACAAGCACCAAAAGAUGUCAUGAAGAGCUCACAACAGAUCAAACAAAGCAGAUGA
Molecule: messenger RNA, 1111 nt
Organism: Solanum verrucosum
Lineage: Eukaryota; Viridiplantae; Streptophyta; Magnoliopsida; Solanales; Solanaceae
Product: probable serine/threonine-protein kinase PBL18
Exons: 7
Coding region: 302-1111 (269 amino acids)
Biological process (GO): protein phosphorylation
Molecular function (GO): ATP binding; protein kinase activity
Source: RefSeq, a predicted model, not a curated record